AUGGGAAUCAAGAACAACGUGACUGAAUUUGUGUUGUUCGGCCUUUUCCAGAGUAGGGAAAUGCAGCACGUGUACUUUGUGGUCUUCUCCCUCUUCCACGUGCUCACUGUCCUGGGGAACAUUCUCGUCAUCAUCACCAUCAAUACCAGGAAGACCCUCAAUGCUCCCAUGUAUAUCUUCCUCAGCCACCUGUCUUUUGCCGACAUGUGUUAUCCAUCUGCUACCACACCCAAGAUGAUUGCUGACACUUUUGUGGUGCGCAAGACCAUCUCCUUCAGUGGCUGCAUGACCCAACUCUUUUCUGCUCACUUCUUUGGUGGCACUGAGAUCUUCCUCCUCACAGCUAUGGCCUAUGACCACUAUGUGGCAAUCUGUAGGCCUCUGCACUACAUGACCAUCAUGGAUUGGUGGAAAUGUGGCCUGCUGGCUGGGGCCUCCUGGGGAAGCUUUGGGAAUUCCAUCUUACAGACCCUUCUCACAGUCCAGCUGCCCUUUUGUGGGCCCAAUGAGAUCGACAACUUCUUCUGUGAUGUUCAUCCCUUGCUGAAGCUGGCCUGUGCAGACACUUACAUGGUGGGGCUUAUUGUGGUGGCCAACAGUGGCAUGAUCUCCUUGGUGUCCUUUAUCAUCCUUAUUAUCUCCUAUGUGGUCAUCUUAUUGAACCUGAGAAGCCGGUCAUCUGAGGGCCCCAAGGCUCUGUCCACAUGUGGCUCACACAUCAUCACUGUCCUUUUGGUCCUUGUGCCCCCCAUGUUCAUGUACAUUCAUCCCUCCACUACCCUGGCUGCUGACAAGCUUGUCAUCCUCUUUAACAUUGUCAUGCCACCUUUGCUGAACCCUCUGAUCUACACGUUGAGGAACAACAAAGUGAAAAAUGCCAUGAGGAAGCUGUUUAGAGUAGAGGGGAGCAUGGGGGAGAAGUGA
Lontra canadensis (Northern American river otter) is the source of this 924-nucleotide messenger RNA. Its product is annotated as olfactory receptor 4S1-like. The record is from RefSeq and is a predicted model, not a curated record. Lineage: Eukaryota; Metazoa; Chordata; Mammalia; Carnivora; Mustelidae. Gene Ontology annotation, biological process: G protein-coupled receptor signaling pathway. Gene Ontology annotation, cellular component: membrane. Gene Ontology annotation, molecular function: olfactory receptor activity; G protein-coupled receptor activity.